Candoia aspera is the source of this 1167-nucleotide messenger RNA. Its product is annotated as CUGBP Elav-like family member 4. The record is from RefSeq and is a predicted model, not a curated record. Gene Ontology annotation, cellular component: cytoplasm; ribonucleoprotein complex; nucleus. Lineage: Eukaryota; Metazoa; Chordata; Lepidosauria; Squamata; Candoiidae. Gene Ontology annotation, molecular function: mRNA binding. The transcript is spliced from 10 exons. Gene Ontology annotation, biological process: mRNA splice site recognition; regulation of alternative mRNA splicing, via spliceosome. Bases 37 to 1017 code for a protein of 326 amino acids.
AAUUUUGUUCCAGAAGACAGAAAACUGUUUGUGGGCAUGCUCAACAAACAGCAGUCAGAAGAUGAUGUGCGCAGGUUAUUUGAAGCAUUUGGGAACAUCGAGGAGUGCACGAUCCUUCGAGGACCAGAUGGCAACAGCAAAGGGUGUGCUUUUGUGAAAUACUCCUCGCACGCAGAAGCCCAGGCGGCCAUCAACGCUUUACACGGGAGCCAGACAAUGCCGGGAGCAUCGUCCAGCCUGGUGGUCAAGUUUGCAGACACGGACAAGGAGCGCACCAUGCGCCGUAUGCAGCAAAUGGCGGGUCAGAUGGGCAUGUUCAACCCAAUGGCCAUACAGUUUGGAGCAUAUGGAGCUUAUGCGCAGGCAGUGAGUCAACAGGCCGCCAUCAUGGCCUCUGUGGCACAAGGCGGCUACCUAAAUCCCAUGGCAGCCUUCGCAGCAGCUCAGAUGCAGCAGAUGGCCGCACUCAACAUGAACGGGCUGGCUGCCACCCCCAUGACACCCACCUCAGGUGGCAGCACGCCUCCAGGCAUCACUGCACCAGCUGUGCCUAGCAUCCCCUCUCCCAUUGGGGUGAAUGGUUUCACUGGUCUCCCGCCACAAGCGAAUGGGCAACCUGCAGCAGAAGCCGUCUUUGCCAACGGCAUCCAUCCCUACCCAGCACAAAGCCCAACCACAGCUGAUCCUUUGCAACAAGCAUACGCUGGAGUACAGCAAUACGCAGCUGCUUACCCUGCUGCAUAUGGCCAGAUAAGUCAAGCCUUCCCACAGCCACCUCCCAUGAUACCACAGCAACAGAGAGAAGGACCAGAGGGCUGCAACCUGUUUAUCUACCAUCUGCCCCAGGAGUUUGGGGACGCAGAGCUGAUGCAGAUGUUCCUGCCAUUCGGCUUUGUGAGUUUUGACAAUCCUGCUAGUGCCCAAGCGGCCAUCCAGGCCAUGAAUGGCUUCCAGAUUGGGAUGAAGAGGCUGAAGGUACAGCUGAAAAGGCCAAAGGAUGCUAACCGUCCCUACUGAAGAAUGGUGGGAAACACUGGAUAAGCAAGGUCUAGCACAGGGCAUCAGCUGAAUGGGCCACCCUUAGAGAAAUAUAUAUAAAUAUAGAUAUAUAUAUAUAAAUAAAUAUAUAUAUAUUAAAUAAAUAUAUAUAGGAACGAGAACUGUGGG